AUCACCUUAAAACCAUAGGUAUCGUUGGAGCGAUACAAAGCAAUGAUUUCCCUUUAAAACGCGAGAAGAAGAUCUACAAAUAAAUGUGAAAUAUUCGGUAAACAAAUUUCAAGUGCUGUAAACAAUUAAUUUGAAAUAAAACUGAAACUGUGAAGCUAUUUUAGUGAGAAUAGUUUGUGAGUUUUUCGAACGUGAAAUGUUGUCAAUUUGAGUAAUUUAAGUGGCGAGUUGUGUAAAAAAAUAGGUUGCAAAAUGAGUUUAACUAAAAAAGCGGCCGAGAAUGAUGCUACUAAAGACAGAAAGAAUGACAAGGACAGUCCUUGUUACUUCUGCAACGAGCUAUUUGAGAUGGGACAGCUUCAGAAUCAUUUGAAGCAGUGUGGCAGCAUCCUGGAGCAGUGUCCUCUGCGAUGCGGCGCCUGGAUCCAGCGCAAACACAGGGAGGCGCACGUCAAAGACUGCCCGCAAAUGGAGAAGACUCGCCCGGCUUCAUCGGCGACAUACGCGCGGCAGCCUGACCCGCUGCCUACGGGGCACACGUGGUCUCCACGGUCCGUGCCUCUGGAUGAUUGCGUGUCUUUUCUGGAGAAGGAAGUCGCCACAAUCAAGCUAGUUCUCACCGAAGAGUCCAGCCGUCGCGACGUCCAGUCCACGGAGCUGGAGACGCUCCGUUCUAAACUUAUACUGGUGGAAGAACAGAGCCAGCACUUCCUGUCCAACCUGGUCUCCUUGCGAGCAGCGGUCGAUGACGAGGCGGAGCGAGCUGCCAACUGGGCCGCGCAGUUCAAACAUGACUUGGCUAACGUGCAGCUGGCAUUGCAGGAGUUGCAGAGCCAGCAACUGUCGACGGUGAUGCGGCUGGAGAGCGCGGUGAACAGCCUGCUGCAUGAACAGCGCGAAAGGGAGCUGCUGGAGCAAGCCCUGACCCAGCACGAUAACAGGAUACGCGCCGUCAAUAAGAUGGAGGAAAUGAUAGAUUACAUAAAGAGGACGGUGGAGGACGAACGAGAGAGGAACGCGGAACAGCGUGCGGCAUUGGAAGCAGAGCUGAUGGAGGCACGACGGUCUUCGCAGCAGUUGACCCAGCUGUCAGCUUUAAGACUGCAGCUACAGGACGCCGCCAGUGAGAGGCCGGGUAUAGACCGGAUAUCGGUGCUGGAAGUAGCCACGGCAGACGUUCGCGCCGAGGCAUCUGAACACGCGGCCCGUAUGGACGUGAUCACACGGGAUCUGCGAGCCCUCACCAAGUCUUAUCUGAAACUACGAGGCGAGCUAGCAGACUUCCAAGCCAGGGUCAGCUUCCAAGCCAACGAGAUCGGCAGCGAUGACGGACACCUUAUAUGGCGAAUAGACAACUUCACAUCCCGUAUGAAGGAGGCAAAGGAUAACGACACUGUAUUGAGCAGCCCUCUAUUCCGCACCAGUAAAUACGGAUACACUUUAAAGGCCGAACUUCAACUGAACGGUAUAGGCAAAUGGAAAGGUCGCCAUAUGACUUGCACCGUGCGUACAAUUAGUUCGCCGCACGACGCAUUACUGGAGUGGCCCUGUGACAUAAGCAUCACCAUAGCACUGAAGGACCAGCCAGCCAAUAGAAACCAGGCUAUGGACAUCGUAAAGUCUCUCCAAUUGAGACGCAAAUCAUCAUCCAAGCGGCACGACUACGACUCCGUAGACCAGGAGGGAGAGAAAUCGCGAUCCACGGAAACUUUAGACCGGGCGCGGUCCACGGAAACAUUGGACAAAACAGUGCUACAAUUGAAACGGCAGUACAUUUUCAUACCGCACACUAGCUUGGACAAAUUCGAGUAUAUAAAGAAUGACGUUGUCUUCUUUGAGUUCGUGACGGAAAAGUGACUUUUGUAAGAGCUAUAGAUCUAAAGAUUAAUGUUGCAUGUAAAAUAGGGUAUUUGACAGUGUUAAAAAUAAAGUGUCAAUUGUUAACAUCUGUGUUUAGAAUGAAUAUUGGCAGGGGUUUUUAAUAUUUUUACAAAAUAAAUAUUCAUAUAUUUGGAGUUUACUCCUUAAGAAUCGAUUUGCGUACAUAAGGUGCCCGGUAUGAGAAAAAUGUGAGGAGUAAAAUCUAUCGAUGAAUGACAUUAAUGACCUCGUUACGUCUUUGUGCGCAACCUCAUCUGCGCACCUUUCACUUUUAGCCAUGGCAACGGAUAAAAAACUUUAAGUAGUCACAAAUGUCAAUAAAAUAAAUAAACUAAAAAUAGAUAAAAUCGGAGCAAAAUUAAUGAAAACA
Molecule: messenger RNA, 2251 nt
Organism: Chilo suppressalis (striped riceborer)
Lineage: Eukaryota; Metazoa; Arthropoda; Insecta; Lepidoptera; Crambidae
Source: the annotation of a GenBank genome assembly